This is a messenger RNA of Rhododendron vialii, 2788 nucleotides long. RefSeq names its product transcription factor bHLH143-like. The coding region runs from base 1033 to 2118 and encodes 361 amino acids. The record is from RefSeq and is a predicted model, not a curated record. The transcript is spliced from 3 exons. NCBI's taxonomy places the organism in Eukaryota, Viridiplantae, Streptophyta, Magnoliopsida, Ericales, Ericaceae.
CCGUGCUCUCCCCCUCAUCUUCUCUCUUUGACUGCAUUCACUCUCUCUCUCUCUCUCUCUCUCUACGCAGUUUCUUGAAUUUUGAGAUAACCCACCAGAGAUUUGGUUCAACUUGCCUAGAAAUUGGUCCACUGUUCUUUGAACUGAUUUUGGCGAAGGAAAUUGUCGCGGCGAUCAGAUUACAGUUAGAACAGCAUGCGGUGGGGUAGUCUCUCUGUUGACGUAUUUAGGAAAGUAAUCUCCCUGAACCUGUACUGUCGAGUGAUUCUGUAAUCCAUUUAACCCAAACACACCUUUAACUUCCUUGCUUCUUGAUAUAUACACACCCUUUCCAUCCAUGGGGUCCAAUCUGUUUGUUGUCAUUCCCUGCUACGUCCGCAUGAUUAGCUGAAUUUCGCUUUUCGUGUUACCCUUCCUAUCUAGUCAUUAAAUCCUAUCUCUUUCUCAUAUCUAUAUCGAGUUCUUGUUGGUUUUUUUUUUUUUUGAUCCUUGGUUGUUUCAAUCUGAACAUUAACUUUGUUUCCAUCACCGAUCUUUUUCUCGUAUUUGUGUCGAAUUCUUGCUGCGGGUUUCUGUUUGAUCCUUGUUUGUUUCAAUUUAGAGACUAAAUCCGGUCUGUCACCGAUAUUUUUGUCGUAUCUGUGUUGAAUUCUUGUUGGUGUCCUUGUUCGAUCGUUGUCUGGUUUGGUGAAAAGACGUAGUGGUGUUGUGAUUAUAAAGGGUUGGGAAUUAGUAGUUAUGGUGUGCCAAGCAGCUGGUCAAACAAGAUUCCGGGCAUUGAAGCAUGAGAAUGGGAUUGCUGGGAGUGCCACCAUUAUAGUUAGAGUCAUAGCUUGCUUUCAACCUCUACAGGAUUGCCAGGCUGAAUAUUUUCGUCAUUUGCUUAAACCCGUCACGUAGAUAUUUGUUUUUUCAUCAAGCUAUUUUGUUCAAGUUAAGCUGGAGUAUUUAGUUUUCCCUGAAAAGAAAGCACCAAGUAAUCAGCAAUCUGUAAUACCACAAACAUUGCCCUAUUGGUGAUUGUUCAGUUGAAUGGAGAAGGACUUUGGAUCCUGGUUUCUUCACCAGCAAUCUGGUCGAGUAUCACCCAAUUUGGAUACCUCGAGUGCUCCAUUUAACCUGGGGCCACAGAAUUCAAUCCCUGCUUAUAUGAGCCAUUGUGCUAAUGUGGGUUCCACAAAUGGGGUUUUCCCCUGGUCUCCUUUUUCAGGGUUUCCUCAUUCCAAGGUGACCCAACCGAUUGAACCUCACGCUUGGUUCAAUUUUCCACCUCGCUUCCAGCAGGCAUUCACUCCACCGCGGGAUACUACUUUCAUAGAGAAGAUACCAAGCUGUCCCCAUGAGAAUCGUGUGGAGGUCAUUCAACCUGAUGAUAAAGCAUCUGGGCGUGACCAGAAGAGAUUCCUUGUGUUUGAUCAGUCAGGUGAUCAAACGACAUUGAUGUUCAGUUCUGGGAUUGGGACUCCUGCCCAGUGCCUGACUUCUUUAGGCCCAAUGCUCAAUGACGCUUAUGUUUCGAAUCUGUCGGAGCGAGGAACCAGAAAAGAUGCGAUUCAUUGCGCCGGGCCUAUUUUAACUGAUGAAUGUGAUGAGAAUCAGAGAGAUACCUCUGAAAGUGACAUGCAUGAAGACACUGAAGAAAUCAAUGCAUUGCUUUACUCUGAUGAUGAUGAUGAUUAUAACGAGGACGAUGAAGAAGCUAGCACCGGUCACUCACCUAGUACAAUGACAGCUUAUGACAGGCAAGAUUUGCCUGAAGAAAGUGAAGAAGUUGCCAGUUGUGAUGGGCCUACGAAAAGGAUGAAAUUGUCCGACGGAGGUUAUGAUGUUCUAGACACUGCAAGCUCAUUUAAAUCCAAAAGAUGCUUCGAUUGUGAGGAUGGUGCAGAAUCUAGUUGUGCUGCUGGGAAAAAUCUAGGCCUGGGAGAAAAAUUUGUUUCCGUGAUAGGAAACAAGAGAUCCAGGGAGGACAAGAUAAGGGAGACAGUAAGGAUUAUGCAGAAUAUAGUUCCCGGCAGGAAGGGUAAAGAUGUAAUUGCAAUUCUUGAUGAAGCCAUUGGUUACUUGACAUCCUUGAAGCAUAAAGCCAUGGCUCUAGGACUUGAUGAAACACUCUGAAUGAGUGCUAUUGGUUUUGCCAGUAUUAUGAGUUGUGGUGGAAUGUGGCACUGAUAAGUUUGGCAAAAUAUUGGUUGGGAGUAGGUAAGCGGGGUUUUCAUCCGAUGAGAUGAUCUCAAAUAUUUCAAGCAGAAAUUGGAAGUUGUGAAGAGAGAACUUGAACCCUAUUGAAACCUUCUUCAAGGGUUUCGGUUUGAACCAGUUUUGCUUUGGGUUAUGAAUUCUGAAAUGUCUCCCUCUUGUCAAGUGGUACUAUCGUUUGUGGAAUUUUUCCUUUCUGAUGCAGCAAAUUAGACGGGCGAAGCGACUUUCCCGUAUCAUCAUGCAGUUGCUUCAGGGUAUUCAGCUACGGCCAAACACGAAUCCAGUGAUUGAUUAAAUCUUUCCUGUUCACUUCAUUUUCACGUCAAACUGCUAUUCCUUGCACGAUUCGUACGGCUUGGUUCCCUCUUUAUGGUCUUUACUGUAAUGUAAGAUAGAUCAAGAUCUGUGUAGUGGAUGGUAUUUUUACUGGUUUUAGGUGUGAUUUUGAUGUUAGGUUGGUUAGAUGUAGCUUACGGCAAUGUACUUGAGAUGCAUGCACGUAUGAUAAUCCUUAUGACCCGUUUGUUUGACCUGAUAUGAACAUGAGUUGAAUUAUAUAUUUAAGUGGGGAUUUUUUUUCUUUUAA